Molecule: messenger RNA, 1230 nt
Organism: Camelina sativa (false flax)
Lineage: Eukaryota; Viridiplantae; Streptophyta; Magnoliopsida; Brassicales; Brassicaceae
Source: RefSeq, a predicted model, not a curated record
AUGGAAACACCAAACAACACCGCCAUACAUGUCAGAGGAGAUGUGACAGAGAUAAUAGCGAGAAUACCAUUAAGAAGCAUCUCCAAAUUCAAAUCGGUGUGUAAAGCAUGGAAAUCGGCAAUUGAAUCUGUGUAUUUCCGCCGUCUCUUUGUGUCUCUGCACCAAAAUACCUCUUCAUGUUGGUCACUACUUCUCCUCCGACGACGACGAGAAGAACUCCUAGACUUCCAUGGAUGCAAGACAUGGGGUCUUCCAAAGUCUCUAGGUUCUUAUAUUCCAAAUGUGGAAAUAAACGGUAAAUUCAAAUAUAUAGGUUCUUCCAAUGGGUUGGUUUUGCUGCAUAGAUCUUCUUCUGGUACUAGGGGAACCUAUGUGGGUAAUCCAGUAUUACAACAGUGGGUUGAGAUCCCUUACCCUCCAAAUAGCUUUACUUCCCUGUGUGGUCUAGUGACGCGUGUUGACGAGGACGGUGUUGUUUUGAGUUUCAAAGUGGUUAGGUCUGGUUCAAUGUCACAUAGUCAAGACGAAUCUUAUUUGAGUUUUUAUGUGUAUUUGUCGGAGACAGGCGUUUGGAUUCGCAAAUGCCUUUUCUGCCAUCUUUCCUACCCAACCUUGUUUGAUCCUUUGAGUCUGAAUGGAACGCUUUAUUUUCCCCAGAAAGAUUCUUUUAAUGUUAGGCCUAGAGAACUUGUGGUUCACGAUUUCUAUGGUCAAUCCAAACAAUGUAAAGUUAUACCUCUCCCCGAUCAGAAUUUGAAACACAACAAAACAGCUUUGACUACAUCAACCGGUUUUGUUAUGUAUAUCAAAACAUUAGCUCAAAGGGGAGGCAAUCUUUUGAAGAUUUGGAGGUUGAACAAUGAUUCAGCUUGGCAACUUCUGUGGGAACUCAGCCUCCCAUUUAUCGGUUGUUAUGCACCAGUGGCAAUGCAUCAGUUUUAUAGCAAUAUUGUGUAUUUGUGGAGUCAAGAAAACCAUUAUUUGAUAUCAUGUAACUUGCAGACACAAAACUACAAAAUCUUCGGAGAUGAGUCACAACAUCAAGAUUGUUUCAUCAACCUGUCUGCUUGUGAGAAGCACAUGGAUCAGAUUUCCAAGUAUGGAGUUCCUCUCAUCUUGUACCAAUUUGUGCUCCCACGGUGGAUGGAAUUGAUGCCUCGUCCUCCCCAAGUUGAGAUGAUAAAUACAACUUCACUACUUUCUCCAAUGCAUAAAGAUGAAGAAGAAUAG